GCUGUGGGCGUAGAAGAAGAAAAGCUGCCGUAAAUGAAUAAAAUGAAGUAAAAGACUCUCCGGCAGCUUUUAUGAGAAGACAACGAGAUAGCCAUUCAGAUGCCCGUGGCCGUGAGCGACUGUAAACGGAAAUAAAAAACAAAUAUAUCACGUCGAAGACGCUUUGGGGUUUCUAAUAUGUGGACACAGAAUCCAGGGCAUCCAGGUUCAAGUUAAGGUAUGAUCGUGGACGACAAUUUAAAGGCGCUUAAUAGCGAACAAACUUUUUCAAGCAUUUGAGACGUACGAAGAAAACCAUUAAACUUGGGAGUUAUGUCUCGCCGAAGAAGCCGCAGCUCAUCACCAGGGCGUUUUUCGCGCUCCUGCAACAGUAAUGAUCCCCGAGAUUUGGAGAGACGGAUUUUUGUUGGGAAUUUGCCGACCUCGGACAUGGAAAAGAAGGAUUUGGAAGAACUGUUCACCCCGUACGGGAAGAUAGUCGGCGUAUCCAUGUUUCGUGGGUUUGGAUUUGUACAAUUUGAACGCAUUGAGGAAGCCGAAGCUGCGAAGGCGGCCCAAAAGGGUCGAAUAUAUAAAGGUUAUAAAAUAGAUGUAAAUAUGGCAGUGGAGCGACGGCAAGCUAAACCUCAAUCCCAGCAGAGCCCUCCCCGAAGGGCCCCGUAUAGCAGUUAUGGGGACAGCAAAGAUCCUCGGCCUCGGUCACGUUCACCUGUUUACGGGCGUGAUGGACGUGAUGGACGUGAGCCUCGAGAAGGGCGUAAUGGACGUGAUGGGCGUGAGUCUCGGGACAGCCGUGAUGGGAGGGACCCAGGUAGAGAGCCAAGGCCGGGUGGCCACUCUCGUGACCUUGAUUACCGAAGCUCAGAGAGCAGAGACAAGGACCUCAGAGGUGAUUCACGGGAUCCUGCAUACAGCAGAAGUGACUAUGACCGAUACUACCGCAGUGGCAGUGGUGCUGAAGACUACUACCGGAGGAAGGAUGAACCCUACAGGGACCCUUAUAAAGAUCCCUGGAAUGGACGGCGUGAGCCAGAGGAUGAUCGUGCUCGACCAGAAGAGCGUCGGCGUAAUGAAUUGUAUCGACAGUACUAUGAAGAACUCCAGCGGCGCUACGACACCGACCGUCCUGUUGACUGCUCUGUGAUUGUCGUCAACAAGGCACAAAAGUGUGUGUGUGUGUCUGCCCGUGUGUGCUUGUGCUUCAAAAACAACUGUAGGGAGUAUGCUGAGACGGUCGGGCGGAAAGUCCGUGAUUUGGGGAUGGUGGUGGAUCUGAUCUUCCUCAACACAGAAGUGUCACUAACCCAGGCACUGGAGGAUGUAGGCAGAGCCCGCACUCCCUUUGCCAUCAUCAUUACCCAGCAGCACCAAGUCCACCGGUCCUGCACUGUCAACAUCCUGUUCGGCACACCGCAAGAGCAUCGAAACAUGCCAAUGCAGGAUGCUAUGAUGCUGGUUGCCCACAACUACGACACCUACAAAGUUGAAAACCGGGAAAAAGAGCGCGAGGAGAUUGCCAGAAAGGCUGCCAAGAUGGCGGAUGAAGUGUUACUCAGGGAGGCUGACAGAGAGAGCCACCCCAUUUCAGUGCUCACCGCUAUCACACUGCUGUCUGAAAACAGAUUUAUAACCCCAGAGGAACUGGAUGGCCUCAUUGCGUACCUGAAGGACAAAAGAGCCCGGCUUCUACGAAGCGCUGCAGAACCUCUUACAGCUGCAGUCCAUGUUGCAGCUCCUGCGGCAGCACACCACGACAUUACAGCCUCUGCUGUGGGACUGCCUCCUCCAUCGCAUUCUGCUCACGCCCCCCAACAGUCCAGCCACCUCGGCCUAUCAGCUGGUCCCAGUGCUCCAGCUAACCCCAGCCAUCAGCAGGACUUGCAGGCUAAAAUCCUGAGCCUGUUCAACAGCGGGGUGUCAGCAGGCGCUGGUGGUCUGUCUGGCGCCUCCCAGUCGCAGGGCUACGGCUCUCUUGGUCCACACUCUUCCCAGAAUCCACCCCGCCAAGCCAUGCCUGGCCUCCCGUCUGGAUCCCAGGGUUAUGGUACCCCACCGGGCCUAAUUCAAGCCGCACCAGGCGGUCCAAGAGCCCCCACUUCUGCUUCAGGUAUCAAUUUUGACAACCCAAGUGUACAGAAAGCUCUGGACACGCUCAUUCAGAGCGGACCAUCUCUCAACCACUUGGUGGGAACUGGCUCCUCUCAGCAGCCACCUCCUAGGUCAGCACCUGGCAUGGGCCAGGUCCCGCCUAUGUCCAUGUAUCCCCGACAUUACUGACGGGCUGUAGUGAUUUAAUUACUUCUCCUAAUGUGAUGUCCACCUCUUCCACUGACACAAAUAGACACCGCAUCAAUUCAGCAAAUUUCCCAGCUGUGCAUAGGUAGACUAUCGGAAUGUUUUGUAAAAUCUUACAAGGUUUUUAUUUAAUUCUGGUUAUUGUGUUCAUUUACUUUAGAUUUGAUGACUUGUCCAGACUACCUAAAGAUCUGUAGUUUCAAUUAUUAGCCAGAAGAUAAUUAUUGAGAUAAAUAUUCAUUCUUACAUGUGAGUUCAACUAUUCGAUAUGAAGUGUUUAAAGUACAGUAUAUUUUGGUUUGACUCUUUUCCAGCCGUGACCUGUUGUGUUUUAUAGUUUGUCUUUUUUAAUUUGUAACAUUCAAGACAUGAUUAAAACUUAAAUACAUAAAA
This is a messenger RNA of Dicentrarchus labrax (European seabass), 2688 nucleotides long. RefSeq names its product nuclear receptor coactivator 5. Bases 313 to 2277 code for a protein of 654 amino acids. NCBI's taxonomy places the organism in Eukaryota, Metazoa, Chordata, Actinopteri, Moronidae. The record is from RefSeq and is a predicted model, not a curated record. Gene Ontology annotation, molecular function: RNA binding. Gene Ontology annotation, biological process: regulation of signal transduction. The transcript has 12 exons. Gene Ontology annotation, cellular component: nucleoplasm.